Messenger RNA from Pyricularia pennisetigena, 1407 nucleotides. RefSeq lists its product as uncharacterized. NCBI's taxonomy places the organism in Eukaryota, Fungi, Ascomycota, Sordariomycetes, Magnaporthales, Pyriculariaceae. The transcript has a single exon. The coding region runs from base 1 to 1407 and encodes 468 amino acids. The record is from RefSeq and is a predicted model, not a curated record.
AUGGCUCCCAGAAACACACUACACUAUGCCGGGCUUGUCGCCUUGGCUUCCGGCUCUUUGGCCAUGCCCUAUGUUUCCGAGGCUCAGACGACCGUUUUCUCCGAGGCAGCCGUCACCCCAUCUGUCGUGCCUCAUACGAACGUGACCUCGCAUGGACCCUACACCGGUCCUUCGCCGACCACAACCGGGGCCAUCUCGACCAGUAUCUUGGCAUCGGCGGUACCAGUCCUGCCUCCUCCCGAGGAUGCAUACGACUACCCGGCCGAUGGAGAGCUUCACGGCGACCAGCCCGCGCCCUACACUCCGUCGGGUGGCAUCUGGACCAAUGGCUCUGCCCCCGUCUACCGCGUCAUGAGCGACUUUGACUAUCAGUCCCUGGCUCUGGCCCUGUACCAGGAGUGGAUCGAGCUCGACCUCUUCCACUGGGGUCUGGACACGUUCUCGGAAGAGGAGUUUGAGGAGCUCGGCGUGAACGGCGAGGCCCGCCACCUGAUCCAGCACAUGGCGGACCAGGAGAUCGGCCACGCCACCGUCCUCACCAACAUGCUCGGCCCCCAGGCCCCGCGCCAGUGCACCUACAACUACCCCGUCUCCAACGUCCGCGAGUUCAUCGACUUCAACCAGAAGCUCACGCGCUGGGGCGAGGCUGGAGUAUACGGGUUCCUGCCGCACCUCAACUCGGGCCCCGCCGCGCAGCUCCUGCUGCAGAGCAUCACCAUCGAGGCCCGCCAGCAGAUGGUGUUCCGGCAGUUCGAGGGCCUGUUCCCCAUGCCGGAAUGGCACACGGUCGGGAUCCCGCAGUCGUGGGCCUGGACGCUGCUGGCGCCCUACAUCUCGAGCUGCCCGUGGAACCAGACGCGGCUCAUCUGGCAGAACUUCCCGGCCCUGCACAUCCUGAACCAGCCGAACCCGUGGCGCAUCAACGGCUCCGACGCAUGGAACGAGACCACGGGCGGCUGGGCCAACACGGCCGAGACGGCCGACAUCACGGACGACGAGUCGUGCGUCAACGCCACCGACCCCCUGCAGGACUGCAGCGCCGCCAUCUCGCAGAACCGCUCCAUCCCGCUGUCGUACGCCGGCCGCCAGGUGUUCCUGCAGUGGGACGCCCCGGGCCAGCCCGUCGGGCCCAACAACAGCUACAUCACGGCGACCGAGAUCCGCGAGCCCAAGUUCGCCGCCUGGGUGUCGCAGCUCAACGUGACCUACUCGCCGCUGCUGAACCUGAGCCUCGAGGACCGCACCGCCUACACCAUCCAGCCGAACGUCUCGACCUGGGAGGGAGACCCCGCCGCCAACUCGACCAUGUUCAUCGCCCUGACGGAUGCGGAUAUCUACGUCACGCCGGCGAACUUGACUAUGCUGAACCCGCACGUCGCUGCUUUGGCCGUGUACCAGGCUGGUUGA